Messenger RNA from Physella acuta, 2553 nucleotides. Its product is annotated as inner centromere protein A. The record is from RefSeq and is a predicted model, not a curated record. Gene Ontology annotation, cellular component: meiotic spindle midzone; nucleus; kinetochore. Gene Ontology annotation, biological process: meiotic spindle midzone assembly; mitotic cytokinesis; metaphase chromosome alignment. NCBI's taxonomy places the organism in Eukaryota, Metazoa, Mollusca, Gastropoda, Physidae.
UUCAGAAAAAAGAACUUCAGAAGACAAUGAGAUUUCACCUCAUCCUAAAAGAUCAUGUUCCCAUGGCAUAGUAAGUCCAAAACUUUUGAAGUAUAAAAGUGAAAAAAAGAUAUCAGGAAUCAUGAGCAAAGCAUCUGGUGCUAAAAGUAAUAAUUGUGCAAUGUAUAGUUUUCAUGUGCACAAUCCUAAUUCAGGUUUUGCAAUUAAUGGUUCAGCUUCAUCAUUUUUGAAGAGAAACACACAAAGCACAAUAAUAAAUAAAGAGGUAAUUCAGGAACAAAAAAAACUAAAACUUCUUGAAAAAGAUAACACAAUACAAGCAAGAUUAAAAUUAAAUGCAGAGUUAAAACGCCUUAAAUUAGAAGAACUGAAAAGGGCUAGAGAAGAGAAGGAACGUAAAGUUGCAGAGGCUAGGGAAAUAAAACUUCGUGAAGAACAACAGCAGAAAAGCAAAGUUACCAAAAAACUUGAGGAUAAGAGUUUAUUAACUGAAAAGUUAAUUGAGGCACGACUCAAAGAAGAAAAAGAAAAACAAAAACUUAGGCUGAAAAAACAGCUGGAAGCUGAUGCACGAAGAAAACAAGAAGAAGAAGAAAGGUUGCUGAAACAAAUUGAACAGGAAGAAGAAGCCAAAAUGCAGGAAAAAAUACAUCUGAGGAAAAAAGAGAUUGAAGAGUUAGAAAAAAAAAGACAGGUUAUUGAAGAGAGAAAAAAACAAGAAGAAAGAAUAGCUGAGCUUAAUCUAAAACACCAUGAAGAAAAAUUACGUUGGAGGCAAGCAGAAGAAGAAAGAGAAAAAGAGAGAGAGAAGGCUCGAUUGGAAAAGGAAAAACAGUUGGCUUUGGAAAAACAGGAAAAAGAAAAAUUGGAAAAAGAUAAAAGGGAUGAGAAGGAAAGAAAAAUAAAGGAAGACAUAGAAAAACUAAAGGCCAUGGAGAAAGAACGCUUAAAGCGGCAAGAAGAAGAAGCAAAGCGAUUGCUGCAUGAAGAAUCUCAUUUGCAGCAAAUGAUUAAAAAACACAACAGUAGCCUUGUGAAACCUUCAGCAAAAGUUCCUUUUGCUGCUUUAGAAAACAAUACAGCUAGUUACAACAUGACACCUGCUAAAGUAUACAAUGAUGCAUCAAAAGACCCGGACAAUUACAACUUGGAAGACAAAGAUUCAGAAGACUCUACAGAUGAUGAAGAAGCACCCAAAAAAACUAUUCCUGAAUGGGCAUGUGGUAUACACUUAAGUAAAGCACUUGUUCGACAACAUAUGAUGGGUGUAGAUCCAGAAACAAUAUUUAAUAUUAACUGCAUAGAGCCUCCUGACUUAGAAAAGCUGUUUCCCGGAAAAAAGAAAAGAAGAUUUAGAGAAAGAACAAGUUCAGCAAUUUGGACGUCCCCAGUCUAUAAAAUAUAAUCCUUUGUGUAAACAGAUAAAAUAUGCUUAAUAGCUGCCUAGUUUGACAGAAAUUUAAAGGCCGAUUCUAGCCGGAAUAAGAUACGCAUGCGCAAUGGAGAGAAACUACGACUUUCCUUAGCGGCGAUGUUUUCGAUGGUACUGCGCAUGCGUGUGUUUACAACCGCAGAACCCUAACACCAACCCUAAUCCUAUCCUUAACCCUAUCCCUUAUCCUAGGCCUAAUCCUAUCCCUAAUCCUACCCCUAACCCUCAUUCUAACCCUAGCCAUAGGUCACUGCGCAUGCGCAGAGCUAUCUUUUGCCGACUAAGUGGAGACGUUGGGGAGAAAAAUCUUCCGAGUAGAUACUUCGAAAUUUUAAAUGUGUUUAGAUAUAUUUUCAAUGAACAUCGGUAAUCUAUCGCUUUAGCCGCACUUUAGCGUAAUCAAUUCGGCCGUCACUAGUAAUGUCGAAUGUAGGGAUAAGGUAACUAAUAAAUAUGGUUUAAAUGUAAAUACAUAUUUUUGCAUAUUCUACUAAAGAUAAUUGAAUAUUAAACCACAUUUAAGGGUUAAAUCAAUAAAAAUGUCACGAAAUUAAGGUUUAACAACGAUGUUCCAGAUACUAAAUUUGCUAUUAAAAACAGCGGCCAUCUUAAGAAAAUAUUUUUUUGAGUCAUUUCCCUUUAAGUUUAAUUUCUAUUUGUAUUGAAAUGUAUUGAUGCUUGCUAUUAAAUACGUGGGUCUUGUGUUUAAAUACAAAGCAUGCGUUGUUUUCUUUUUGUUUUUUUAAUUCUGCCCUUUAAACAAUUUCAUUGACUGACAAUAAACAUUAGUUGUAGAAUUAUUAUUAUGAGAUGCAACUUUUAUACAUUAAGAAACUCCCUAUUUUUAUAGAGCUACCACUACAUAUCUAAUGUUUAUUUAAAUAUUAGUUUGAGUUAAUUUUUAUUGUUUGUGUUAUUGUUUGUUUGCUAUUUUCAUUUAAUAUUUUAUAAAAAAUAGGUAGUCCAAACUGGAGAAAAAGUGCGUUUUAGGGUCAGUUUUUGCGGUUUUCAAAAAAUUCUGAUUCUGUUUCUCCUGCAAUAGAUAACUGUGGCAUUUUAAAAAAAAUAUUUUAACUGAUGUGAUUUUUAAAAAUAAUAAACACAUUCUUCCUGUUAAUGUU